GUAGGGAUGGUUUUAUUCCCUCCCACUGUAUCGUUAGUAAACUAACUCGAAUGUCUAGCUUUAGUUUGCAUUGGUAGGUCCUUUUUGGCACACCUCCUGGAAUUUUCCUGUGUAUUGCGCGCCAGAGAGAGCUCUGGGCAUUUCCGCAUGAGUGGCUUCGAGAGCAGGAUGGUCAAAGUUCCUGGUUCAAAGUCAAUAAACUGCCGAAGCCUUAAGAUGAAGGACCCAAUCGACUCCUGCUCUUAUAACCAGCUGUAUCAAAAUCUGAAGCAGUAUUCAAAAAAUGGGGACCACUUCUGCAAAGAACUUCUUACAGUAUUUCAGCAGAGAGCUGAGCUUGAACUUACGUACUCCAAAGGCCUCACUAAGCUGGCAGGGAAACUGAUCAGAGCUUGCCAAGGAAUGUCGAAAAACUCCACCUUCACCGCCUGGUGUCAAGUGUCAGACGAGAUGUACUCAAGAGCAGACGCCCACAGGACAUUAGGAAAUGCAUUUCACCAAGAGGCCACUGUGGAAAUACGACAAGUUUUAGACGAACACGCCAAGAGGAAAAGGCCUCUUGACAGUGCCAUUGAAAGGACUGGAAAACUUUUUACAGCUAACUGGAAUGAGCAACUCAAGCUAAAAAAGAGAUUGCACGGGCUAACAAGAGAACACGAAGCACUCUUCAACUAUCUAGAAAACAACAAGCACACCAGCACCGAGAAAGAAAAACAAAAGAUGUUUAACAGGCUGACUAAGUCAGCAGAGCAGCAGUCCAGAGUGGAUGAACAUUACUACCUUGUGAACAUGGAGGGUCAUCAGAUGAGACUGAAAUGGCAAAACACACUGAAAAACUGCUAUCAGAUCACACAGGAGCUGGAGAAGCAUCGCAUUGAGAUUCUGUGCAACCUUUUGAGCAGAUACACCCUCCACAUGUCCACCUUCGGUAAAACCCUUAAACAUGGACAAACGCAGAUAGAGCAGACCGCCCAAAGGGUGGACAUGGACCAGGACAUGCAAACCCUGGUUGACGAAAGCUGCAACAUCGCUGAAGACAACAAAAUAGAGUUUCUGAUGGCUGAUUAUUUUGAGGAGGAUGCCAAAUCACAGAUGACCCAAAGCAGAAGAAAGGACGCAAUCAAGCUGAAACUCCAGCGUUUAGAAGAAAGCAUUACAAAAACAAAGAAAGACUGUGAAGGAAUUGAAAAACUAAUGAAGACCUAUGCUGAAAAUCCAUCUUUUUCAAACCAGAAGAACCUUGAAGAAACUGAAGAGCUCCAUGAUGAGAAUACUCUCAAACUGGACCUCCUGGAGGCCACUCAUUAUAAACUCUCCUUAUCCAUCUCUGAACCUGAAGAGAAAUCCAAGACAUUUCAACGAUUUAGUGGCAGCAUUUCCAAAUGGAAAGACAAGGUAAAUAAUGGAGUCCUACCCUCUUUUCUCUCUAAGGAGUGUGAGCAUAGCAUCGUUCAGCUGACUCGCCCAGUAAAGCUCCGGAGGACGCCGUUCAGGAGCCGACAGUCACUGAGAGCUUCCAUCAUUUAUAAAGGACCCAUUCAGAGUCCAACAGAACCACCAGCGCAGCCCGAGCCAAAUGAUACCGACCAGAUCGCCGCUACGACGCCACCUCAGGAGACAGCGGAGUCCGGUGGGAGCGCUGGUGACGAAGCUCUGCCUUGCAGCGAUAACAAAGAAGAUGAAACAGCAGCCACACCGUCCAGUAUCGGAAAAUGCAAAGCCCUGUACAACUUCACACCUGAACACGACGACGAGCUGGCUUUCAAAGAAGGUGAUCUUCUGGACCUCUAUAAAAAGGAGGAAAAUGGCUGGUGGAUUGGCGCUCUUAACGGACAGAAAGGACAUUUCCCGUCAACCUAUGUGGAGGAGCUACCUGUACUGAGCACCAUCAAAUCAUCUGAUGCCUGAAUGACUGAACAGAAAAACAAAACAAAACACACCCAAUAACCGUUAAAGUCUGGAUCUGAUCUAUUGCAUUCAUGUGUUUCAAAUAGAGAGAAAAAAAAGUAUACUUUUAAAUUAACGGUCAUCUAACUGAUAACCUCUGAUUGCUUUGUAUGCAACAUUCAGGAUUAAGGCAGUUUAUGGACUUUCAUAUGUUUAUUUUUAUUAUUUAUAAUACAUCAUGUACAAGGUCAGAAGGUGGGAACAGUUUAAGAACAUGUAGUUUAUCACAUUGAUAUGCAAAAAAAACAAUAUACAUGGAGGGGCAUUGAUGUUCCUGCUGUUUGUAAAAUGAGCACUGAUUUUAAACAAAAAAAUAAUAAUAAAUAAAAACUGUUUACAUAUAAA
This is a messenger RNA of Fundulus heteroclitus (mummichog), 2292 nucleotides long. RefSeq names its product nitric oxide synthase trafficking (gene nostrin). Gene Ontology annotation, biological process: signal transduction. The transcript is spliced from 16 exons. The record is from RefSeq and is a predicted model, not a curated record. The coding region runs from base 148 to 1908 and encodes 586 amino acids. Gene Ontology annotation, molecular function: protein binding. Gene Ontology annotation, cellular component: plasma membrane; cytoplasm. Lineage: Eukaryota; Metazoa; Chordata; Actinopteri; Cyprinodontiformes; Fundulidae.